Thalassophryne amazonica is the source of this 1280-nucleotide messenger RNA. RefSeq names its product nucleolar protein 12 (gene nol12). The record is from RefSeq and is a predicted model, not a curated record. NCBI's taxonomy places the organism in Eukaryota, Metazoa, Chordata, Actinopteri, Batrachoidiformes, Batrachoididae. Gene Ontology annotation, molecular function: RNA binding. Gene Ontology annotation, cellular component: nucleolus. The transcript is spliced from 6 exons. The coding region runs from base 46 to 747 and encodes 233 amino acids.
CAAACGUACAUUCUUGUAGAAAGAAGUGCACUUAACGUGUGCAACAUGGAGAACGUAAAUAAGCCGAAUAAUUUCUCGAAAAAGGCUAAAUUCAAGCCUGGAACCAAGAAAAGAGAAAAUAAAUGUAUCGUAACGUUUGACGACAAAGACAGACAGGAGUUUCUCACUGGCUUCCACAAGCGAAAGGUUGAAAGGAGGAAAGCAGCUUUGUCAGAAAUCCGAAAGAAAAUCAAGGAAGAGCAAAACAGACUGCGAGAAGAGAGGCAUAAAGAGUACAUGAAGAUGCUGAAGGAGAGGAGAGAAGCUCUCGAGGAAGAUGAACUUGAAGACAUGAUAACUGGUACAACAGAAUCUGUGCAGUAUGACCACCCCAACCACACUGUCACCGUGACGACCAUCAGUGAUCUUGACCUUACAAGGUCUCACCUGGUACCUGCAGAAAAUCUGGUAAAUGGAGAUGGUGAGGAUGAGAAUGAGGAGAAGGGAGGCGAAGAGGAGGAGAAAACAAUACCAGUGCCAAAGAAAGCAGGAAAUCACAUGACUAACAAAAAGAUUCGCUCCCUCAGAGCUUCUCUCAGCACUUUCACCCACAAGCGGAAGAGGAAGGGGAAGCAGGAAGGCCGGGGACAACGAGGCCGUUUCACAGACAAGAACACUGCUGUCUCUGAGUUCAAGAGCAGAACCAGGAGGACGACAAAGCAACAGAGACGCCGACGAAUGGGGAAUAAGGUGCACCAUCAGGACUGAGAAUCUGGAAUAAAUAUAAUGCAGGGAUUGUAUUAAGAACUGUGAUGUGACUGGACUUUUUUUUUUUUUUUUUUUUGAAGGGGAGGGGGUGCAGCUGACAUCACAUCUUGUAGAAUUUUUACACUUUGUCAAAACAGAUCAUUUUUUUGUAAUAUUUUGUUGCAACUUUUAUUAAAAGAAAACUGAAUCAUUCUCAUGUGACCUUCUGUUGCAUUCCAAAAAUGUCUUCUUCCUGCUUAACUUGACUUUGUCGUCAUCAUCUGCACUCAGCUGUUUCCUCAUUGCUGGCGUAACCUGUGUGAGAUCUGCUCGAGAACAACUACAGUCCCUUAAUUCCUUUUAAAAUGCGAAGAAGGGCCUUCUGCACAGCCAAUGGCUUCAGUGUGUGUUUAAACCCACGCAUCAUCCUUGUUUAUUUAUUUACGUUAACCUGAGCCAGCGUGUGCCAGCUGUCACUAGCAUGAGCAUUUCAUUUCGCUUUCUAAAGCCUGUGAUAUUUAAUACAAGCCCACAAUAAAGCAACUGGCGUGUCA